Molecule: messenger RNA, 1554 nt
Organism: Microthlaspi erraticum
Lineage: Eukaryota; Viridiplantae; Streptophyta; Magnoliopsida; Brassicales; Brassicaceae
Source: the annotation of a GenBank genome assembly
AUGGGAUUACACUCAAGAAUAUUUUCGGUUACACUUUUGGUGUCGUUCUUGUUGUUUCUUUCCGUGUCAUCAGAGAGCAACGACGGAACAAUCAGAGUUGGCCUGAAAAAACUGAAGUUGGAUCCUAACAAUCGACUAGCAGAACGCUUUGGUUCCAAGCAAGAAGAAGCCUUAAGAUCCUCUUUAAACAAAUUUCGUUCUCACAACAACAAAAAUCUUGGAGAUAGUUCUGGAGAUGCUGACAUUGUCGCGUUGAAGAACUACUUGGAUGCUCAGUAUUAUGGUCAGAUUGCUAUCGGUACACCACCGCAGAAGUUCACCGUGAUUUUCGACACCGGAAGCUCUAACCUUUGGAUACCAUCAGGAAAAUGUUAUUUCUCGCUGGCUUGUUACUUCCAUGCCAAGUUUAAGUCUUCUCGUUCAAGCACUUAUAAGAAGAGUGGAAAAAGUGCAGCAAUCCAUUACGGUACAGGAUCAAUCUCUGGCUUCUUUAGUUAUGAUUCUGUCACGGUUGGUGAUUUGGUUAUCAAAGAUCAGGAGUUUAUUGAAGCAACUAGUGAGCCUGGUUUAACAUUCUUGGUGGCUAAGUUUGAUGGGCUUCUUGGUCUUGGAUUCCAAGAGAUCUCUGUUGGAAACUCCACUCCUGUUUGGUACAAUAUGCUUAAGCAAGGACUUAUCAAGGAGCCGGUGUUUUCGUUUUGGCUUAACCGUGAUCCAGAGAGUAAAGAAGGUGGUGAAAUCGUAUUCGGAGGCGUUGAUCCAAACCAUUUUAGAGGAGAGCAUACAUAUGUUCCUGUGACACGAAGGGGUUACUGGCAGUUCGACAUGGGUGAGGUUCUCAUUGCUGGUAAAUCUACUGGAUACUGUGAAAGUGGUUGUUCAGCAAUAGCGGAUUCUGGAACAUCUUUACUAGCCGGGCCAACGGCUGUGAUUGCCAUGAUAAACAAAGCUAUUGGAGCAUCUGGAGUUGUUAGCCAACAAUGCAAGACUGUUGUUGAUCAGUAUGGACAAACCAUUUUGGAUUUACUUUUGGCCGAAACGCAACCAAAGAAGAUAUGUUCACAAAUAGGUGUUUGCACAUUUGAUGGCACCCAUGGGGUCAGUAUGGGGAUUAAGUCGGUGGUGGACAAGGAAAACACAAAACCACCUAGAGGUCUUAGAGAUGCCGGUUGUCCUGCAUGCGAAAUGGCGGUUGUGUGGAUGCAGAGCCAAUUGAGACAGAAUAUGACUCAAGAGCGCAUAAUGAAAUACAUCAAUGAGGUAUGCGAACGCAUGCCAAAUCCCAACGGAGAGUCUGCUGUCGACUGCACAAAGCUCUCUACGAUGCCUACUGUUUCAUUCACCAUUGGAGGCAAAGUCUUUGAUCUUGCUCCAGAAGAGUACGUACUGAAGAUUGGAGAAGGACCAGUGGCACAAUGCAUCAGCGGCUUUACCGCACUUGACAUUGCUCCACCUCGUGGACCUCUCUGGAUUUUGGGAGAUGUGUUUAUGGGAAAAUACCACACUGUCUUUGACUUUGGUAAUGAGCAAGUUGGGUUCGCAGAAGCUGUGUAA